Nezara viridula (southern green stink bug) is the source of this 5525-nucleotide messenger RNA. The record is from the annotation of a GenBank genome assembly. Lineage: Eukaryota; Metazoa; Arthropoda; Insecta; Hemiptera; Pentatomidae.
UGAAGUGGCCCCUACACAAUUUUUCGCCGGGAUUAGUUCUGUGAUUCCCUGAAGUCUGUUUGAACAGUUUUGUUCGCCGUAUCAGGUUGGCUACGUUACUAUUUUCAAUGUAACACAUCCUAUACAAUAUUUUUUGCUUAUCUGUUUGGCAGGUUAUUUCAAUAAUAUUCAAAGUGCUAUUUGUGGAUUACUGUAAAUAUAUGAAUAUUAACAAGGUGUUUUGUUUUCUUCUUUGAUUAGUCAUACAGUUUUUUCAGUGUGUUGUAACCUGAAAGUUUGUUAAGUACCAACAUUUAAGUCAUAUUUUUUAGACUGGUUAUUCUGAAUACAAUCAAGGUGCAAAUAGUUGAUCAUUUUUAGGUUGAAUCUUUUGAGUUACUUGCUUAACACCUUGUCAACAGAAAGCCCACUCAAUGGGCCCUAGAAAUCCAGGAUUUCAUCUAAUCCUGAUUCUGGUAUCUUGCCCAGUUAUUCAUGGAACACUAUAUAAAAAAUGGAUUAACUUAAAUGAAAUCAAGGAUUUGUUUGAUGAAAAUGGAUGUGUAACAGGCCAUUUAAGUAUGGCAGGAAGUGCGCCAGUGCCUGUGGGUACUGACAACGAAGGCUCUUCUGCUGGUGGCCAGUCCAGUCAGGAUGAGCCUGCCACGACUGACGGCAGCCAAUCUGUUUUAGGGAAAGAAAAGACUCCUAUGUGCCUUGUCAAUGAGUUGGCGAGGUAUAACAAGAUUGAACAUCAAUACCGCCUGACGAGUGAAGACGGUCCACCCCAUAAGAAGAAGUUUACUGUUACAUUAAAGCUCGGUAAUGAGGAGUACACUGCAGAGGGCGCCAGUAUCAAAAAGGCACAGCAUGCGGCUGCUGGCAUCGCCCUCAAGAGUACUACCUAUAAACACCCGCCACCUAAAUCUUCUAGGCAAUCUAGAGGUUCAAAAAGUAACAUUACCCCAACUGUGGAAUUAAACGCUUUGGCAAUGAAAAGGGGAGAACCGACGGUUUAUACCCUCGUCGAAUCUCCUCAAUUCCACCAGUACACGUACCACCACUCCCACAGGGGGAUGUAUACUCAGCCCUACAACGACCAUUUCUCAUUCCCUUACGGAAGAGGAAAACCUAAUUUCAGAGGCGGAUUUAAUCGUGUUGAUCCAAGGUUCUAUGGUCCAGGAAAUAAAGCACCUCUGUACAAGGUUGUGGUAAAGGUCGGAGAACGUGAGUUUUCUGGCGAAGGGAACUCAGCACAAGCCGCACGGCAUGACGCCGCUUCUAAAGCACUUCAGUUACUGCACAGUUUACCCGUUGAUGACACUUGCCCUGCCAAUUCUACUAUCUGUGGUGGUGGACUGACUGAGCAGGAGUCGGAACUUAAGUCACCAAUUUCGUUAGUUCACGAGAUAGCUUUAAAGAGGAAUCUUCCCGUUCUUUUCGAAGUUAUCUCUGAAAAAGGUCAACCCCAUAUGAAAACUUUUGUAACGAGGUGUUGUGUUGGCGAUAAGUUUGAAACGACUGGUGAAGGAAAUGGAAAAAAGAUUUCGAAAAAACGAGCAGCUGAAAAGAUGCUUGAGCAGCUUAGGACCCUCCCACCGACGACAACCGUCACAGCUCCUGGUUGUGCAUCAGCGCUCGCUCGUGCGAAACGUAAAGCUACUACUGGGAAAAAGAAAUCUAGAAAUAUUAUUAAGGAAACUCCUGUUUCUCAGGAAACAAAAUAUGAUGAACGUGAUAAUAGUGAUGAAAUGAAUCCUAUUUCACGUUUGAUCCAAAUUCAACAGGCUAAGAAAGAACGAGAACCUGUUUAUACUUUACGGGAAGAACGUGGCCUUCCUAGGAGAAGAGAGUUCAUUAUGGAAGUGACUGUGGGGAAACAUUCGUAUAUCGGAUCGGGACCUAAUAAGAAAGUAGCCAAACGAAAUGCUGCUGAAGGCCUUCUUCAGCAACUUGGUUACGCCAGCCCGACGUUGAGCAGGAGUGGUCAUCCUCUUCCUCAAAGUCAGCCACAGCAGUCCCAGUCGCAGCCUUCGCAGCAGCAGCACAAAGUAAGAUUUAGUGAUGAAAAACCGGAAGGCGGGGUUUCGGGCCGACAGCUUGUACCUGGUCUUAUCCUUAUGAAGGACAACAAAGCCACAAAUAAUGGACACAAACCAGGCACAGGUGUCAACUUGAAAGCCACCAUUGCCAAAGAGUAUUUAAGUGAGGGUUCUUCGCCUACAGCUGAUGCACUUGCUGGAGUGAAACGCCAAACCAAAAAUUCAUCUGUAAGGCCUACUGAACAGCUGGCUUACUUAGCUUCUGUACUGAAUUUCCAAGUUCAAUUUUCGGAUUUCCCCAAGGGCAAUCAUAGCGAAUUUUUAACUCUAGUCUCUCUCGACACAGAUCCACCACAAGUCUGCCAUGGAGCAGGAGCAACAAUAGAUCUUUCCCAUGAACAGGCUGCUUUAAAUGCUCUUAGAUCUCUUUCUAAGGUAGGUCUUGAUUCGAUCACGCCUGCAAAGAAGGAAGCCACAACUACACCCCAGCCAGUACCAAAACCUGAACCUGGGCUGUUUAUUGAUCUCAAAGAGGAAACACCUUAUGUUAAUGGGAAGUGAAAGAUACGUUUUAUUUUAAUAUUGUAAAAAAAGAAAAAAAGAUUCCUUUAGUUUUAAAUGUUUAUUUAACACAAAAAUUUAUUUAAAUACGUUAUUAAUAAAUGAUAAUACAAUAAAUAUCAGAGAGAUCUGACAUCAAUAUUUCGAUUACUGUGAAUUAAUUAUUGCUGGUCAUAUUUUUUUAUUAUUAUUGUUAUUUUGUUUUAGUUAUUAUUAUUUUUUUUUUUUUGUAAUAUUUUGUAAAUGAAUAUGACUGAUGAAAAGAAAAACAUAAAUACAGGCCACUUAUAGCAUUGAAACGGUUUCAAUCUGUUGUAGAUUCUGAUAUGUUUAUUAAUUAUUAUGGGAAAUAUAGAUGAAAAAGUUUAUUAUUAGUACUAAACCGAGUGUUACAAGUGGGCCUCGAUUUAAUUUUUUUUUUUAAAUAUGUAAUGUUUCGCCAGUUUUGUCGAAAUAGUCGCUAUUUAUAUAUUUCAUCGCAGUCUCUAAAUGCACUUAUAACAUCAUCUUCUUUAGCGACGCAUUUUAAGGUAUAAUUUAUAAAAAAAGUUGCGAUAUGCAGCUUAAAGUAUUAUGAUAAAAACAAUUAAUGAAAAGAGAAAAAAAAAGUAGGGUUUUAUUAGAUAUUAGGACGUAUUUGUUAACACUAUUACUCUUUCUUAUUGCAAGCAGCAGUUAAUGUGUAUGUAAGUUUUCGUUUUUUUAUAUAUUGUAUUAUAAUAUAAAUAUAUAUAAGUGUAUUUACUAAGAUAACCAAAUAAAAAGUUUAUCAAGCUUACAUAAACAUUAUCAAUGCUGUAGGAACGCAGAAAAAAAAAAAAAUACAUACACUUUUUAGAUUUAGGUCCCUGAAAUAUUGAAAGAAUUUUUUUGUUAAUUCUCUAUGUUUGUCCUUUCUAUAAUCCUUAUUAGUGCAUAUGGUUGGUGUUAGUUUCUCUGUAUAUUAUAUAUUAUAUAAAUAUAGAUAUGUAUGAUUAUAUUUCAUUUUUGGCUAAUUUUUUUGAAAAAAAAAAAAAAUUCUUGUUAUAUUCAGGAUAUGCAUGAUGUAAGAACAUGUUUUGCCUUUUUUUAAAUUAAAAAAAGUAUUUUCUUUUACUCUUUUAAGAGCGUUUGCGUUUUGCUUGAUUACAUUGUAAUGGACUUGAGCUAAACGCUCUGUCGCUCGUUUAUUUUCUUUUAUAUGUCUAAUCACAGAGUGUUUUGUCUUUUUUUUUUCACUUUCCUGAUAUUUGUAUAUCAUUACAAUACUCAGUGUAUACUUUGUUAUAAACGAAAGAUGUUUUGGGUGUUAAUCAAUACAUUAGUUAGAAGCAUUGUGUUUUAGGUGCAUUGAGACAUAUUGCUAUGGUGUGUGAUUUAUUAAUUAUAGUUAUAUUAUAGAUAUGUAUACAAUUUUUAGAAAUUGUUAUCGACGAGAGAAAUAAAAAAAAGUAUAGAAGGAAAAAAUUUUAGUUGUCAUAUUGUAAUAUUGUUCUUCUAAAGAAAUUAUCAAUAAAUCACCAACCAAAUUUGUUAUAUUUAUUUCCCAUUGGCAUCCUAUAUUCGACAGCUUAGGUCCAAUUGUUUACAGGCUUUGAAUAUUCUAAAAAUGGUUAGCAAUCACAACUGGGGAGCUGACAGAAUCAAUGUAAUUCGAUUAUAUAAGGUACUUAUGCUAUAAAUAGUUUUAGUAUUUAAUUUAUUUACUUUGUUUGGUACGGUUAAUUUGUUUUUGAAAGAAAUUUAGAUUUAAAAUAUUUGGGUUUGUAAUUUGCACACAGUGACUGCUGAUUUGGUCAAUGUUACCUAGGAAUGAAUUGUAACUUUUACAACCCAAGACAAGUUUUACCAAAAGAAGGUCUGAGGACAAUAUUUUAUUCAAUACAAUGUAGAAGAGUUCAUAUUCCCUCGAGUGGAAUAGAAUUAUAAAAAUAAUUAUAUUAAUCCUCAACUCCUAAAUUAUUAAUAUUUCAGGAAGAGGAAUUUUGUGUUAAUAAAAUGAAAACAAUGAAAAUAUUUUGUAUUGAAUACAAUAAAGAGGCAAUUUUAUUCUCUAGAAAAAGAAACAAAAUAGAAGAAAAAAAAGAGCUAAGAAAAGAAUGAGACCUUUUAGAUUGGGCCACAGAGAGCUACGACCAGUUCAUCUCAUCCUUCUUGCGUAUGCCUACGAUAUUGUGGUAUUCGGGAACAACGGAAGAAACCAUCGAAUCCUUCAGGAAGAAUUAGAACUGUUUAACAUGGAAAUAAACAGCCGCAAAAUAAAAAUAAUGAAAGAAAGGGGAGAACGAGUACUUCGAUUGAAGGGAGAGGAACUCGAGCAUGUCAAAGACUAAGUAUCUGGAAGCCCAUCUAAACGUGAACGGUUGGAUAGAUAGCAAAAGAAUAAGACUGACCAGCAAAUGCUUUCAUUCACAAAAAACAGGCCUCUUAGCAAAGAGAGGCGUCAAGAAGACUGUGUAUGUUGUAUUGUGUCAGUAUUGUCCCCGUACUGACCGGCAGUGAAUCCUGGACUAUAAUCUUAAAACAUAAAAGCAAUGGAAAUGCAGUUUCUGAGAAGAAUAGAGGAAAAAACUAGGAGGGACAAAAUCAGGAAUACAACAAUAAGAAGCAAUUUGGGAAUAUAAUCAGCAGAAAACACAAUAGAGGAAACAGGAUACAUUGUUAUGUUAUGUCAAAAGAAUGGCCAAAACUAUAUGAAGUAAAAGUGGAAGGAAGAAUGACGAGAGGAAGGCCCAGAAAGACAUGGGAAGAUUGAGUCAGGGAGGAUUUCAAAAGGAGAGGAAUGAACUGGAAUAGACGCAGUCAGCUGGUGCAAGAACAAGAUAAAUGGAUGAGGCUCUAUAAACAGGAUCCUCUACACUGAUCUAGCGGUAGAAGAGGAAUUGAUUAAGAAGAAGAAGAAACAGUUAUAGAGUUGAAGAAUAAAAUUCUUAAACCUCACUUGUUACUGAUCAGAAUCCCCAC